Rodentolepis nana is the source of this 303-nucleotide messenger RNA. Lineage: Eukaryota; Metazoa; Platyhelminthes; Cestoda; Cyclophyllidea; Hymenolepididae. The record is from the annotation of a GenBank genome assembly.
AUGGGUGUUGAGGGUCCUGGAAACGAUUUGGGUAUUACCCCUGCGACCAAAGUUGGUAACAUGCGCGUUGCCCAGAAGCAUAGAGAUUCAGGUGAGAAGCCGUUAUCUCGCGAGGAAUUGAUGGAGCAGGCUAGGGAAUACAAUUCAGAAAUUGUUGCCCAGCCAAAACAUGACUUUGAGACUCCAGAAGAUUUGCAAAUCCACGAUAGAACAAUUUACCAUAGCCAACAAAAACCACAACCAAAAGUUACGAAGCCGACGACGCAAGUUCAACCUCGCAUCUGCCAGCCCCGCAAUAAUUAA